Monoraphidium neglectum is the source of this 2388-nucleotide messenger RNA. RefSeq names its product ELMO domain-containing protein 3. The transcript has 3 exons. The record is from RefSeq and is a predicted model, not a curated record. Bases 1 to 2388 code for a protein of 795 amino acids. Lineage: Eukaryota; Viridiplantae; Chlorophyta; Chlorophyceae; Sphaeropleales; Selenastraceae.
AUGAUCAGCACGGAUGGUGGCGGCCUGGGCACCAGCACACGCUCAAGCGCAGCGGCAGCCAGAGCAACGAACGAGAGGGGCGGUGACGAGGAAGAUUGUAUGAUACAGGAAUCCAUCUUCGAAGGUUCCACUGCCAACGUCGCCGGCAGGGGCGACAGGGGAGACACGCCGAGCGCAUUGGCAGCUGAGCCAUCGCCGGCGCAGCCUCCGGCCCCGCCGCAAGCGCUGCCACCGCGAACUGCUGCGCCUGUGGUCAUGCCGCCGGCGAUGCAGCUGCAGCUGCCCCCAGAGUUUGGGUUCCUGCCGACUGAGUGCGCCUUUGCGGAGACUCCCAGCGCUCUGGACGGGUGCCAGCCGGUGCCUACCCCGCACACACCCGCCCCGCCAGUCUUCGAAGGGGACGUGCGACUGCAGGCCUCCUCGUGCCGCAGCGCAGUCAGCGGCGGCGGCGCCAGCGACGCGGGCACCUCAGGAGGCGGCGCCGCCGCCGACGAGUUUGACCACGCCUUCGACGGCGCGGAGCGCGGCGGCCACAGCCACGGGCUCGACGCCGUGGCGCACCUCAUACACACCCACAGGCAGGAGUACCAGCAGCUGUGGGAGCAGCAGCAUCGGCCAGCGGGCUUCACCCAGCAGCAGCAGCACCAGCACCAGCACCAGCAGGAGCAGGAGCAGGAGCAGGAGCAGGAGCAGGAGCAGCAGGCGCAGUCAGGCCCUCCGCCAUAUGAGGAGCAAGUGCACCAGGAGGCCGCCUGGCAGCAGGCCCCGGCGCCGUACGACCCAGUUGCGCUGGAGGCGCACUCUGGAGGCAUGCCGCCGCACCUCCUGGCAAUCCUGCAUUUGAGGAUGCUAGAUUCUGUGCCCGAGACGGAUGAGGAAGGCAGGGACGAGGACGAGUCGGAACUGGCGGGAGAGGCCGAGGCUAGCGUUGGCGCGGGCGUCAUCGAGGAGGCCGGCGAUGCGACGGCAGGCGGCCAAUUGCAGGCGGCGCCGCCUCGCCAGGAAUCCCUGGAGUCGCUGCAACAGCAGCAGGUGCAGCAGCAGGAGCAGCAUCCGGAUCAGGAACAGAGCCAGCAGCAGGGGGAGCAGGUGCAGCAGCAAGAGCAGCAGCAGCAAAUUGCGACGGACAACAGCAGCAGCAGGAGCUGCAGCAGCAGCGUCGGCGGCGGUGGCAGCAGCAGCGUCGGCGGCAGUGGCAGCAGCAGGAGUGGCGGCGGCGGCAGCAGCAGCAGCAGCGGCGGCGGCGGCGGCGGCAGCACCGAUGGGUGUGCCGGCCCAAGGCGGCUGUCCGAGGCAAUGAGCCAUCCCGGUGCAGAAACAGCGGCGGCUGUCGACGGUUGUGUGCGAGAGCAACCGGGACUGCCUGCAGCUGACAAGCCAGCUCAGGGGCCGCUCUGCCUCGGGGCGGCGCCAGGGAAUGGGCGUGGCGCUGAGCUCAUACAGGCGCUGCGGCCAGCAGGCUCAGAGGCAUGCGCUUUGCCGUGUGUGGUUGUGAACGGAAGUGAGGAGGUUGCAGAUGAGUGGGACGAGGCGAACAAGCAGCGCCUGCGAGAGCUGCGGGAGCAGCAGCUGUUAGAGGCCGCGGCGGCAGAGGCGCAGCGGCGGCAGCAGCAGCAGCAGCUGCCGCCGUUGGCGGCCGGUGCGGCGCGCGCGGCGCUGCAGGCAGGGGGCGCGGUGACUGCGGAGCGCCGAGCGGCGGUAGAGCGGACGCUGCCGCAGCGGCAGGCGCACAGCCGCUACUCCUGCUUCUGCCUGCCGCUGCAGCGCUUGGCCGGCGGCUCCAGCGGCGACGGCCCGCUUGACGGCGCGCCCGUGCAGGAGCAGCGGGUGCAGCUGCUCGCGCUCGGACUGGUGCCUCUCGACUGGAGGAACCCAACCCACCAGUCCAUCAUGCAGGGCCUGUUCCAGUCCUGGACUGGCCGCGCGCCGCCUGUGCCGGGGCCCGGGGCGCACUGGUUAGAGCUCGGCUUCCAAGGGGAGGACCCCGCGACAGACCUGCGCGGCUGCGGGAUGCUGGGGGCGCUGCAGCUGCUGCACCUACCGCAGAGCAGCCCAGCCGGGGCGGCGGCGCUGCUGCGGCUCGCGCGCAGCUCUGAUCAGGAGUUCCCAUUGGCAGUGGUCGGCCUCAACAUAACGGCCUGGACCAUGUCGGCCCUCCGCCGCGGCACGCUCGACGCCGCCGCGCGCCGCCGCCACAACGGGAGCCUGGCGGCCGCUGGGGACGCGCUGUAUCUAGGGGCGUGGGCGGCGUUCCACGCGCGGUGGCGGGGCGCGCGUGCGACGAUGCGCGAGUCUGGGCACGUGCUGAAGCGUGUGGCUGGGGAGGUCGCCGCAGCGCCGCGGCGCAUCGCGGCGCUGGGGGAGCGGCCGUGGGCAGGCGGAGCCUGA